Molecule: messenger RNA, 1290 nt
Organism: Gadus morhua (Atlantic cod)
Lineage: Eukaryota; Metazoa; Chordata; Actinopteri; Gadiformes; Gadidae
Product: transcription factor COE1-A
Exons: 6
Coding region: 110-661 (183 amino acids)
Biological process (GO): regulation of DNA-templated transcription
Molecular function (GO): DNA binding
Source: RefSeq, a predicted model, not a curated record
GAGAGAGAGAGAGAGAGAGAGAGAGAGAGAGAGAGAGAGAGAGAGAGAGAGGAGAGAGAAGAGAGAGAGAGCGAGAGAGGGAGACAGUGACGAUACGGUGCUCGUUUUGAUGUUUGGGAUCCAGGAGAGCAUCCAGAGGAGUGGGAGUAGUAUGAAAGAGGAGCCCAUGGUGGCCGGGAUGAACGCAGUUCGGACAUGGAUGCAGGGCGCCGGGGUGCUGGACGCCAACACAGCCGCCCAGAGCGGAGUGGGUCUUGCUCGGGCACACUUCGAGAAACAACCCCCCUCCAACCUACGGAAGUCCAACUUCUUCCACUUCGUUUUGGCUUUAUACGACCGACAGGGGCAACCGGUGGAAAUAGAAAGAACCACCUUCGUGGACUUUGUAGAAAAAGAUAAGGAAACGACGGGGGAAAAGACAAACAACGGGAUUCAUUACAGACUGCAGCUCCUCUACAGUAACGGCAUCAGGACGGAGCAGGACUUUUAUGUGCGCCUCAUUGACUCCAUGACUAAACAGGCCAUCAUCUACGAAGGCCAGGACAAGAACCCCGAGAUGUGCCGGGUCCUCCUCACCCACGAGAUCAUGUGCAGUCGAUGCUGUGAUAAGAAAAGCUGUGGAAACAGAAAACGAGACGCCCUCAGACCCCGUCAUCAUUGACAGGUAAGAAAUCUUCCUGAUUAUAUACCUCCUCCUGCAACGGCACACACACACUCACACGUGCACACACGCACACAUGCACUGUUUCUCCCACCUACAUACGCCAGCAAAUAUUAUUGAAUGCAAAAGUGAAUAAUGCUUUAAAAAAAAGUUAUAAAAAAGGUUUACAAUUACAUUACAGGAACACAAAACCUGUCUCCAAAAAUGUACAAUGAAUCCAAUUCAAGCAUUUAAGUAUUGUUCACGUCAAGGCGGUGCACAAAAUGCCGGAGAAUAAAGUGCAGGUUGGCUGUAUUUUGGCAACCCCAUAACUACGCGCCCUUAGGUGGUCACAGUGAGAGAUAAGUGAAAUAAUACAGAAGUGAAGCAGCGAUAAGCGCCUACUGCUGCUGGCGCUGGCUGAGUGUUAGGGGGUUAUAGGGCUGUUGGUGUGGCUGUAGUGAUGAUGAAUCAGCUAAUGAGGGGAUCAGGUUAUUGCUGGGAGUGUGAUGGCUAUGAGCCUUAAUCCAAGUCUGAAAGUGGCAGUGGUGCUGAUGGCCUGCUGUAGUUAUACACAGAUAGAUACACAUACACACAUACACACAUACCCACACACACACACGCACACACACAAACACACAUACACAUAC